UCUCACACCUACCAGCUUCACCUUCUCACACCAUCAAACUUACCAAUUAGCAAACCAUUUUAUUACUUCAGGUCGAACUUGUCAUCAACUUCGAAGCGUUCAAAAACAGAGAAGAAAGGUAGCUGCAGCUUAGAAGAUGGCAGAAGACAAAACUAGCGUCCAAAUUCCAAAAGUCAAACUGGGCACCCAAGGACUUGAGGUCUCAAAGUUAGGCUUUGGAUGUAUGGGCCUGACUGGCAUUUACAAUGCUCCACUCUCAGAAGAGGAUGGCAUUUCAAUAAUAAAGGAGGCCUUCAAUAAGGGGAUCACCUUCUUUGAUACAGCUGAUGUAUAUGGAGCCCAUUCUAACGAAGUUAUGGUUGGCAAGGCCUUGAAGCAGUUGCCAAGAGAAAAAAUUCAGCUAGCCACAAAGUGCGGCAUUGCAGGAAUGACACCUGCUGGCAUGAUUGUGAAAGGCACCCCUGAGUAUGUGCGUUCAUGUUGUGAGGCUAGUCUGAAGCGCCUUGGUGUGGAAUACAUUGAUCUGUAUUAUCAACACAGAAUAGACACAACAAUUCCUAUAGAGGAAACUAUUGGUGAGCUUAAGAAGCUGGUGGAGGAGGGAAAAAUCAAGUACAUUGGCUUAUCUGAGGCCAGCCCAGACACAAUUAGAAGGGCCCAUGCAGUUCAUCCCAUCACAGCUUUACAGAUGGAAUAUUCACUUUGGACUCGUGAUAUUGAGGAAGAGAUAAUUCCACUUUGCAGGGAGCUUGGCAUUGGAAUUGUCCCAUACAGUCCUCUUGGUCGUGGGUUUUUUGGUGGCAGAGCUGUUGUUGAAAGCUUACCUGCAAAUAGCUUAUUGGCCUCACAUCCUAGGUACAAGGGAGAUAACUUGGAAAAGAACAAGAACAUUUAUUCUCGCAUAGAAAACCUUUCUGAAAAGCAUAAAUGCACUCCUGCUCAACUAGCUCUGGGAUGGGUCUUGGAACAAGGAGAUAAUGUUGUUCCUAUUCCUGGGACAACUAAGAUUAAGAACCUGGAAAACAACAUUGGCUCUUUUCUGGUAAAACUUACAAAAGAGGAUCUAAAAGAAAUUUCAGAUGCUGUACCCAUAGACGAGGUUGCAGGUGACCGAGUUUAUGAAAGCAUGGAGAGCGCAUCAUGGAUAUAUGCAAAUACACCUCCGAAGGCAAGCACGGUCUGAAGUUAAAACAUUUAUUGAUGCAACUUAUCUUUCUUUUGGAUGUGAUAUUUGAUGAAUAAAAGGGUCACUGUUCUUGUUUUAUUAAUGUUUUGGACAACUUUUCUUCCAUUUAAUCAUUUUCAAUAAAGAAUGAAAACCAGAGAUUCAUUUUGAGGCUACAA
Mangifera indica (mango) is the source of this 1344-nucleotide messenger RNA. Its product is annotated as probable aldo-keto reductase 1. NCBI's taxonomy places the organism in Eukaryota, Viridiplantae, Streptophyta, Magnoliopsida, Sapindales, Anacardiaceae. Bases 137 to 1183 code for a protein of 348 amino acids. The transcript has 7 exons. The record is from RefSeq and is a predicted model, not a curated record. Gene Ontology annotation, cellular component: cytoplasm.